AGGCAGGAAAAUCAAAAUCCUGCAAGUUGAGUCUCUCUCUCUCUCUUCCCCCUGAAAGAGUAAGAGCUCUAUCUCACAGACAAACACAGGCAUCAAUGGCGUCUGCACGUGAGGAGAACGUCUACAUGGCGAAGCUUGCGGAGCAGGCGGAAAGGUACGAGGAGAUGGUGGAGUUUAUGGAGAAGGUGGUGGCCGCCGCGGAGGGCGCCGAGGAGCUCACUGUGGAGGAGCGCAACCUUCUGUCGGUUGCGUACAAGAACGUGAUCGGCGCUCGCCGUGCCUCGUGGCGCAUCAUCUCGUCCAUUGAGCAGAAGGAGGAGAGCCGCGGCAACGAGGACCACGUGGCCUCCAUCAAGGAAUACAGAUCUAAGAUCGAGUCAGAGCUGACCUCGAUCUGCAACGGCAUCCUCAAGCUCCUCGACUCCAAGCUCAUCGGCGCCGCUACCUCCGGAGAUUCGAAGGUCUUCUAUUUGAAAAUGAAAGGUGACUACCACCGCUACUUGGCUGAGUUCAAAACCGGAGCCGAGAGAAAAGAGGCCGCCGAGAACACUCUCUCCGCUUACAAGUCUGCUCAGGAAAUUGCCAAUGGGGAACUUGCUCCUACACAUCCGAUUCGUCUUGGCCUCGCUCUCAACUUCUCUGUAUUUUACUAUGAGAUCUUGAAUUCCCCCGACCGUGCUUGCAAUCUCGCCAAGCAGGCCUUUGAUGAGGCAAUUGCCGAGCUGGACACCCUGGGAGAGGAAUCCUACAAGGAUAGCACUCUGAUUAUGCAGCUUCUUCGUGAUAACCUCACUCUGUGGACAUCAGACAUGCAGGAUGAUGGAGCUGAUGAGAUCAAGGAAGCAUCAAAGCCAGACAAUGAGUAAAGUCAGUGAAGUUCCUAACCUAGGGAGGAUUCGAAGUGCCUUGUUAUAGCUUUGCUGCCAGGUUGACAUCCUGCUUUCUAGUGCUAGGUUUUCCAAUGAUUUGCAAUAUUUGAAGGAACACUGUUUCUUGUUAUUUGAUGUUUCUGGGCCUUGGUUCCUUGUAUUUUUUUAAACUUUGGUUUCGUCAUUUGGAUGCUUUCCUUUUCCUCAAAGGAAUGAUGCAUUAAGAUGUUAUUAUAUCUUGCCUUAAUUUCGCCAA
Ipomoea nil (Japanese morning glory) is the source of this 1125-nucleotide messenger RNA. Its product is annotated as 14-3-3-like protein 16R. Gene Ontology annotation, biological process: signal transduction. Lineage: Eukaryota; Viridiplantae; Streptophyta; Magnoliopsida; Solanales; Convolvulaceae. Bases 96 to 866 code for a protein of 256 amino acids. The record is from RefSeq and is a predicted model, not a curated record. The transcript is spliced from 4 exons. Gene Ontology annotation, cellular component: cytoplasm.